Molecule: messenger RNA, 394 nt
Organism: Capsicum annuum
Lineage: Eukaryota; Viridiplantae; Streptophyta; Magnoliopsida; Solanales; Solanaceae
Exons: 1
Source: RefSeq, a predicted model, not a curated record
AUGCGUUUUGGGAAGAAAGGCAAGCUGAGUCCUUGCUAUAUAGGACUAUACCAGAUUAUGAGAAUGAUAGGUGGAGUUGCGUAUAAGUUAGAGUUGCCUACAAAUCUGGGUUCCGUCCAUCCAAUAUUUCAUAUAUCCAUGUUGAAGAAGUGUAGUAAAGACAUAUCUUUAGUGUUUCCUGUAGAGGAGAUUAAAGUGUCAGACUCCCUAUCUUAUGAAGAAGAGCCAAUUGCAAUCCUAGAUCGCCAAGUUCGGAAGUUAAGAAGCAAAGAUAUUAUUUUGGUUAAGGUGUUAUGGAGAAACCAUAAAGUUGAAGAAGCCACUUGGGAAUCAGAGAAUGACAUGAGGGAUAGAUACCCAAACUUAUUUGAUCCGGCGAAUAAGAAGAUGGAAG